AUGCACACAUGGAAUGACUCCACAAGAAAAAAGAAACGGAACAUUGGCUUUGCCAAUCAACUGCGCAAAUUGACAAAAGCCGCAAUGGCGACCUUACCUUUUAAAAAUUACAAACAAACAAUGUUUGAACGUCCUUUACUCUGUUUCAUCGAAUAUUUGCCAAUUUCAUUACAAAGCUUUUGUUGCAAUUUAGAGGACCUGCGUGAGAAGGUGAAUCGACUGGAAUCGGAAAACGUCAAGAUGCGGGAGGAGUUCAACGUUCAGAGGGCUAAAAUGAAGGAGUUGUUCCUUCAGAAGGAAGAGGAGCUAAAGAGGAGACUGCAGGACAACACAUGUCUGCAAAAGGAAAAUGCCAAGUUAAAGAACGAAUUGGACGAGGCAAAGAGCCAAUUGGUCGUAGCCGAUUUGAAGAUUCAGAAUGACAUGCAGAUCGAGAAGAGAAAAGCACAGGAGGAGAUAGCGUCUCUGCAAAGGGUUAUACAUGAAACAAUGGAGGAAUCCUCCUGUUCGCGCAAGCAGUUAGAUGCAGAACUAGCUAGGUUGAAAGCGACACUUUCCAAGUUGCAAGAGGAGAACGCAUUAUUGAAGUCGCAGUUGCCAAGGGAUCCGCCAGUGGACGGCCCGCAGAUAUCACUUUCUACAGUAACGAAAACGCUAGCUCGAAAAGUAGUUUCCCAAUUAGGCGCAGAUGCUUUGUCCUUAGGCCCCGACAAUCUUGAGGAGAGCAUGAGGAAGGUAAAAAGAUAUGUACAGAUCUCUGCCUUACAGGCGCAGGAGGAUGCAGAAGUUCUACGCUCGUUGGUUGUGCCACUCGAGGAGGAGAUCAAAGCCUUGAAGGAGAAGCUAAGGGCAACAGACGACGAACUUCAGAAGUGCAAGGAAGUACAGUUGCAGAAGAAGCAGCAGGAACCUCUUGGCUCCUCCGAAUCAGUGUGUGAUAUGUGCGCAAAUUACGAGGCGCAAUUAGUCAAGAUGCAGGCAGCUGCCAAAGAAUUAGAGAAACAGCAGUUAGACUCCGAACGGAUGUUGCAAGUGCAGAAGGAGGACUUGGCCAAGGAAGUAGAGUUUCGAAAAGAGAUGGAGGAGAAAUGGAACGAGAAGAAAGAGGAGCAUAAAAUCAAAGUAGCAGAGCUAACUGUUACCUCGCAAACGCUGCAGCAAACGCUAACCGAGCUAAAAAGGAUCUUUGAGCAAGUUCAAAGGAGCAUGAAGGACGAGCUCGUGAAAUUAACACGCGGCCGCGAGGAAGUGCAAAGGCAUCUUAUCGUAUUGCAAAAGGAGAACGAAAAUCUGGUCGGCAAACAUAGCAAGCAUUCCCAGCAACUGCAGAGUGAGAGUAUCAAUAUGCCGAACAACGUCGAGGAGUUGCACGUUAGUCUUUUGAAAAUGCGGGAAGAUCUGAUCACUGCGAAAGUUGCUCAAGAGGUUGCGCAAGAGAAGGAGGAGACGUUGCGAUACGAAGUGACCUUGCUUCACGAACAAAUGGAACAGGAAAAUAGAGUAAAAGAACAAGAGACACUGGUAUUAAAAAAUGAAAUUAGUGGUUUAAGAACACAGCUAGACAAAUACGUACGAGAUCAUCGAUCCCUUGUCGAGAGGGAGGAGAAGCUCGAACGGUUAGAAAAACAGUUAGAUGCCGUUUUAAAAGAAAAUAAACAGGCAGAAUUGAAAGUGGCCGAGUUACGGCAAAGAGUUACCAGUCUUCAACAAGAGCUAGAUAAUAGCGAAGCAGUUCAAAAGGACUUUGUUAGAUUGUCGCAGUCUUUACAGGUACAACUAGAAAGAAUUAGACAAGCUGGUAACGAGGUACGAUGGCAACAUGAAGAGGAUGUGGAAGAAUGUCCUAAUUGUCAUACUACAUUCACCGUUACAAAGAAGAAGGUACAUUGUCGCCACUGUGGUCAAGUAUUUUGUCAAUCAUGCCUUUCACACGUUGUGAAAAGUGGACCGCAACAAAGACCAUCCAGAGUCUGUGAUGUUUGCCAUACGUUAUUGGUACAAGAUACAGCACCAUAUUUUAGUCAAGAACCACCACACACACCUGAUUAA
This is a messenger RNA of Heterotrigona itama, 2049 nucleotides long. Lineage: Eukaryota; Metazoa; Arthropoda; Insecta; Hymenoptera; Apidae. The record is from the annotation of a GenBank genome assembly.